AUGUAUGAGCUCGUUGGUGCAGACGAAUACCAGUAUUCUGGACCUGAAGUGCCAUAUGUUCUCGACCUGAUCCCACUAGCCUCAGGUCUGGCUGCGAUAUCAUCGGACGGAAGACUGUCUCUGUUCGACCCGCUUCGUGUGGGCAGUGGCCCAAAUCGCACCUUUCAGACGUCCCAUGGCAAUCUCACAACGGCAAAGGCCCUGGAUGCAGCCGGCUGUGUCCUAGCUACGGCUGGUGAGAACGGCACGGUAUCCCUGUGGGAUCUGCGCGACUCGGCACAAGGACCAGGGGUCACCGUCCAGGUUGACGGCUUGGUGAACAUAUGUGAUACCCGGAUAACAGAUGAAGACGAGGCCGUCAUUCAGGCUUUCAACCACGGAGCCUCAAUCCACCACGCAGGCUUCCUCAGCGACAGCGAAGUAUACGCGCUGUCACACGACGAGAAGCUGGCCAUGUACGAUAUGGCCGAAGAGCGGGAAGCAGGCUCUGCCACUAAAGACUUUGGGGAUACGCGACAGACACUGGGCUGCCAAUACGUUGCCAAUAUGCUACCAAAGGCAGGAUUCACUGGGGCCGUGCUUGGAGCCGGAGCACAAGAUGCGGGGAUGUUUAAGCUAGUCCAUUUGUCCAAACACCAAGGAUGGGGGGUUGAUUUAGAAUCUGUUGUCGGCCUUCCCGGUGCUCAUGGCUCAGAUAUCGUUCGCGGUUUCUGUGUCUUCGACGAGCAGCAGGUUGUCUACACAUGCGGAGAAGACGGCAAGAUCAGGGCAUGGAGGCCGCCAUUGUCGUAG
This is a messenger RNA of Grosmannia clavigera kw1407, 792 nucleotides long. Its product is annotated as WD repeat protein. Bases 1 to 792 code for a protein of 263 amino acids. NCBI's taxonomy places the organism in Eukaryota, Fungi, Ascomycota, Sordariomycetes, Ophiostomatales, Ophiostomataceae. Gene Ontology annotation, molecular function: protein binding. The record is from RefSeq and is a predicted model, not a curated record. The transcript is spliced from 3 exons.